Molecule: messenger RNA, 1259 nt
Organism: Hibiscus syriacus
Lineage: Eukaryota; Viridiplantae; Streptophyta; Magnoliopsida; Malvales; Malvaceae
Product: monooxygenase 3-like
Exons: 5
Coding region: 45-1244 (399 amino acids)
Molecular function (GO): FAD binding
Source: RefSeq, a predicted model, not a curated record
AUCCCAAAUUCGUUUGAAGAAUUAAAUGAACCCAAAGUUUCAAAAUGGAAAUUGUAGAAGACGUGGUGAUUGUGGGGGCUGGAAUUGCAGGUCUCACCACAUCGUUGGGACUUCAUAGGCUGGGAAUUCGUAGUUUAGUGUUGGAAUCAUCGGAGGGAUUAAGAACCACCGGAUCUGCUUUGAAUACGUGGACCAAUGCCUGGAAAGCCCUGGAUGCUGUCGGCAUCGGUGAAUCUCUGCGCCACCAACAUCGUCUUAUACCAAGCCUACUUGUGACUUCUACAUCCUUAGUGAAGCCAGCAUCAGAGAUUUCAUUUAAAGGUCAUGAAAUUCGUUGUCUUCAACGGAGAUUGUUGUUGGAAACUUUAGCAAAUGAACUCCCUAAUGGAACUAUCAGGUUCUCCUCUAAACUGGUUUCCAUUGAUGAAUCUGCAAGCUACUUCAAACGACUGCAUCUUGCCGAUGGAACCAUCAUCAAAACCAAGGUGCUGAUCGGGUGUGAUGGAGUCAACUCGGUGGUGGCAAAAUGGCUUGGUUUCAAGAAGCCAACUUUCACAGGUCGAUCAUCAAUUAGAGGUAAUGCAAAUUUCAAAGGAGGUCAUGGAUUUGGAACCACUUUUAGGCAGUUCUUCGGCAAUGGUGUUCGAUCAGGCCUAGUCCCGUGUGAUGACGAGAAUGUUUACUGGUUUUUCACUUGGACUCCAGCCACCACAGAAGAAGAAAUGGAAGACGAUCCGGUUAAGCUGAAGCAAUUCGUACGAAGCAAGCUCAAUGAUACAUCGGAUGAAAUGAAAUCCGUCGUCGAAAGAACUUCGUCACGCAACAUUAUAUCGAAUCCAUUGAGAUAUAGGAAGCCGUGGGAGCUUCUUUGGGGGAACAUCAGCAAAGGUAAUGUUUGUGUCGCCGGCGAUGCUCUUCACCCCAUGACACCAGACAUCGGCCAAGGUGGAUGUUCCGCCUUGGAGGAUGGCGUUGUUCUUGCUAGGUGCCUUGGUGAAGCCUUGUUGAAACCUGCAGGCAGAGUAGAAGAGGAAUACGAGAAGAUUGAGAUGGGGCUGAAGAGAUUUGGCAAAGAAAGAAGAUGGAGGAGUUUCGAUCUGAUUGCCACUGCUUUCAUGGUGGGUUAUAUACAACAGAAAGAUGGGAAGGUGGUGAAAUAUUUGAAAGACAAAUUUUUGUUGGGAUUCCUCUCUUGGUUAAGGUUGAGGAAGGCUGAAUUUGAUUGUGGCAAGCUUCCUGGAUAAUGGAGAAAAGUGUGC